Aspergillus tanneri is the source of this 1305-nucleotide messenger RNA. It is a transcript of the gene VPS4, whose product is annotated as AAA family ATPase VPS4. Gene Ontology annotation, biological process: vacuole organization; endosomal transport. The coding region runs from base 1 to 1305 and encodes 434 amino acids. The transcript is spliced from 4 exons. Gene Ontology annotation, molecular function: ATP hydrolysis activity; ATP binding. NCBI's taxonomy places the organism in Eukaryota, Fungi, Ascomycota, Eurotiomycetes, Eurotiales, Aspergillaceae. The record is from RefSeq and is a predicted model, not a curated record.
AUGAGUAACACGGAUUUUCUGGGGCGGGCGAUUGAUACGGUUAAGAAAGCCAUCGAACACGACAAUGAGGGCGAGUACGAGAAGGCCUACCAACUCUACUACUCCUCCCUGGAGCUGUUUAUGCUGGCCCUGAAGUGGGAGAAAAACCCCAAAUCCAAGGAAAUGAUCCGCGCAAAGACAGGCGAAUACAUGGACCGCGCAGAGAAACUGAAGAACCACUUGGCCCAAUCAGACAGUCGAAAGAAACCGAGUGCGGUGGGCGCCAACGGCAGCGUGGCCCAAGGAAGUGGAAAGGGCGGGAAGGAGGACGAUGACGGAGAGGACGCAGAUUCGAAGAAACUACGAUCUGCCCUUGCUGGGGCGAUCUUGUCGGAUAAGCCCAAUGUCAAAUGGGAGGAUGUUGCGGGCCUGGAGAGUGCCAAAGAGGCCUUGAAAGAGGCGGUCAUCCUACCAAUCAAGUUCCCUCACCUCUUCACAGGUAAACGUCAGCCAUGGAAGGGCAUUCUCCUCUAUGGACCCCCUGGUACAGGAAAGUCGUAUCUUGCCAAGGCCGUCGCAACGGAAGCAAACAGUACAUUCUUCAGCGUGAGCAGCAGUGAUCUAGUGUCAAAAUGGAUGGGUGAGAGUGAGAGACUAGUAAAGCAACUGUUCAACAUGGCCCGCGAAAAUAAGCCGGCCAUUAUUUUCAUCGACGAGGUCGACGCCCUAUGUGGCCCUCGUGGCGAAGGUGAAUCGGAGGCAUCGCGCCGAAUCAAGACUGAACUGCUGGUACAGAUGGAUGGAGUAGGCAAAGACUCUAAGGGUGUGUUGAUUUUAGGCGCAACAAAUAUCCCGUGGCAGCUCGAUGCUGCCAUUCGACGCCGAUUCCAACGAAGGGUUCAUAUCAGUCUGCCAGAUGUCAACGCACGAAUGAAGAUGUUCAUGCUGUCUGUAGGCUCGACGCCAUGCGAAAUGACACAGGCCGAUUACCGGAAUCUCGCAGAUAUGAGCGAAGGGUAUUCCGGCAGCGAUAUCAGCAUCGCUGUCCAAGAUGCAUUGAUGCAGCCAAUCCGCAAAAUUCAGACGGCAACGCACUACAAAAAGGUCUUCCUUGACGGUGUGGAGAAAUUGACCCCGUGCUCGCCAGGGGAUAGCGGUGCCAUAGAGAUGUCAUGGACGAACGUCGAGGCAGAGCAGCUGCUGGAACCACCCCUUGUGCUCAAAGACUUCAUCAAAGCGGUACGCAAUUCUCGACCUACGGUCAGCCAAGAGGAUCUCAAGAGGAACGAGGAGUGGACCGAGGAGUUUGGAAGCGAGGGAGCUUAA